Messenger RNA from Australozyma saopauloensis, 429 nucleotides. RefSeq names its product Mdj2p (gene MDJ2). Gene Ontology annotation, biological process: protein import into mitochondrial matrix. The coding region runs from base 1 to 429 and encodes 142 amino acids. Gene Ontology annotation, cellular component: PAM complex, Tim23 associated import motor. NCBI's taxonomy places the organism in Eukaryota, Fungi, Ascomycota, Pichiomycetes, Serinales, Metschnikowiaceae. The record is from RefSeq and is a predicted model, not a curated record. The transcript has a single exon. Gene Ontology annotation, molecular function: ATPase activator activity.
AUGGUUCUUCCUAUCGUUAUCGGCGUCGCCGCCACCGUCGCUGCCCUCACCGGCAAGGCGGUAGCCAAAUCCGUCGCUCGGUAUGGAAAACUCAGUCCGCAAAUGAUAGCGUCGCUCAACAAGAUCCGGUUGGAAACUCAUCUUCUGGAUGGUCCUUCGAAGGUGGAUCCAAACCUGGCCCACAUUCGGUACCUUCGCUCGCGCUUCAACAAUUCGGGGUUUCCCAAGGUCAUGACGGAGCGCGAGGCGUUAUUGGUUUUGGGCAUCGAGGCGAGCGACAUUGGCAAGCUAGAUAAGACUUUGUUGAGACAGAGAUACAGAGCGCUCAUGGUUCUGAACCAUCCCGAUCGCUCUGGCAGUGUCUACUUGUCCCAGAAAAUCAACGAGGCGAAGGAUGUGUUGGAGAAGAGCUAUUUAUUUAAAAAGUGA